AUGAGGGUCGUUUCGUCACUCGUUAUAACCUCAGCACUUGUAGCUCGCGUGCUGGGCGCAUCCAAUAGCUCUGCUGGCCUUCUGUCUUCUGAACCUGAACGUCUGGGGAACUUCGCAGAAGCUUACAGCAAAGCCAAGGCUCUCGUAGCUCAAUUGACCAACUCCCAGAAAAUCUCUGUCAUCACCGCAGGCGAUGUCACUUCCAACUCUUCUUCCGCUACCAAUGUCUCGUGGACCGCUUAUACAAGCAAAGAUGCUUUCGCAGGCAUGAAUAACGACUACUUUGUUUCUGGUUUCAGUGCUGGCAACGCACUUUCCAUGACCUGGGAUCUCGAUAUGGUUCACGCUGAAGCUAAGGCUUCCGGAGAUGAAUUCUAUGGCAGAGGUUACGCACUCAUCUCAGGCCCUGAAGGCGGACCGUUGGGUCGCACGCCUUGGGGUGGUCGUCAGGCUGAAGCGAUGUCGCCUGACCCAUAUCUCUCCGGACUUAUUCUUGGCCAGGCGAUCGCCGGCAUGAAUUCAGCCGGUGUCAUUGCUGGAGGCCGUCACUUUCUGCUUAAUGAGCAGGAGACCAACCGCACCUCCGGCCUGGGCGGCUCUACCACCACCGUUUACUCCAGUAACGCCGAUGACAAGACGAUACACGAGCUAUAUCUCUGGCCAUUCGCGGAUGCCGUUCGAUCUGGAAUGGCUGCAGUCAUGUGCGCCAUGAAUCGUGCCAACGACACCGCGUCGUGUGAGAACAGCCGCCUUCUCAACGAUCUUCUUAAGAAUGAGCUUGGAUUCCCUGGAUUUGUCUGGCCAGAUGUUGGCGGCCAGACUUCAGCAUUUGGAGCUGCCAAUGGUGGGUCUGACUAUGGUUCCUCCAGCCUCUGGUCGGAGUCGACCAUCACUGCAGGCAUUGCCAACGGCUCCCUCACUCAAGAUCGUCUCGAUGACAUGACUAUUCGCAACAUCAUUCCGUACUACUAUGUUGGCCUCGACGACGGCAACUUGCCGUCUCAGGCUGAGGCCACCGAGUACCGCGAUGUGCGAGCGAAUCACAGCAGCCUCAUUCGCAAUAUCGGCGCAGCAUCCCUAGUCCUACUCAAGAACUCUAACACUUCAGGUGCUGGUCUCCCAUUGAAUGGCCCUCGCACUGUCAGUAUCUUUGGCGCUCAUGCUGGACCUGCCAUGGCAGGGCCCAACAUGGCUUUCAGUGUCCAGGGCACCGAUGAACCGACCUAUCAAGGUCACCUUGUUUCUGGGUCUGGAUCUGCCCAGCUCUCGCUCAGCUACAUCAGCACGCCGUACCAAAGCAUCAUGAACCGCACUAUAAACGAUGGAGCCAUGCUCUGGUGGAUCAUGAACGACACUUAUUCCUCCAGCUCAGGAGGCAUGGGAGGAGGCAUGGGCGGAGGUUCGCCGCCCUCUGGAGCGAAUUCGACGGAUGGCGGAAACUCCACGGAUGGUGGUAUGGGAGGUGGCGGUGGCGGUGGCGGCGGUGCUGGCAUUGGCCAGUCCGGUACUUCUGUGUCGCCCUCCUUUACCAAUUACGCCUCCGUUUCCGAAGCAUGCAUCGUCUUCCUAAACUCUUUCUCUGGCGAGGGUGCCGACCGCACUGAGCUCUUCAACAACGACCAAGACACCAUGGUUACGAGCAUCGCUUCAGAGUGCAACAACACCAUUGUCGUCAUCAAUACCCAAGGUCCGCGCCUUCUGGAGGCUUGGAUUGACAACGAGAACGUCACUGCCGUCCUCUAUGGCGGAUACCUCGGCCAGGAAUCUGGCAAUGCCAUUGCCGACGUACUUUACGGCGAUGUCAACCCAAGCGGCAAACUCAUCAACACCAUUGCAAAGAAUGAGAGCGACUAUCCUGUAUCCAUUUGCUACGACGCGGACUGCGAUUACGAUGAGGGUGUCUACAUCGACUACAGACACUUCGACAAGUACAACAAGACGGUUCGCUACCCCUUCGGGUACGGUCUUUCUUACACCUCAUUCGAGUACUCCGAGGCAAAGCUCAAUUCUACCGACUCCAGUGCUUUGAACAGCACGUACCCAACCGGCACCGCAACACUUGGUGGAAAGUCUGACCUCUUCGACACGGUAGUCAGCAUCGACUUCACCCUGUCCAACACUGGUGAUCUCGCAGGAGCAGAAGUCGCCCAACUCUACGUUGAGUACCCGGCUGCUGCGGACCAGCCUCCCAAGCAGCUGCGUGGCUUCAAGAAGGUCGCUCUUGAGGCUGGCGCUUCUACCCAAGUCACGUUCGAGAUCCGCCGCAAGGAUAUCAGCUACUGGGAUGUUGUGGCCCAGGACUGGGCGAUUGCAAAGGGUGACUACAACUUCCACGUAUGCUCCAAUUCGCGCGAUUGCAAGGAUAGUGUGAAGGUCACUGUCUAA
Messenger RNA from Didymosphaeria variabile, 2385 nucleotides. RefSeq lists its product as uncharacterized. The transcript is spliced from 2 exons. Gene Ontology annotation, biological process: glucan catabolic process. Gene Ontology annotation, molecular function: beta-glucosidase activity. Lineage: Eukaryota; Fungi; Ascomycota; Dothideomycetes; Pleosporales; Didymosphaeriaceae. The coding region runs from base 1 to 2385 and encodes 794 amino acids. The record is from RefSeq and is a predicted model, not a curated record.